AUGUCGGCCUCCGGAAAUCCUACUGCGUCGGGGUCGACCAGCGGUGAGAAGAAGACCUUCCCCCUGGAUGUCUCAGGCAAUGACCUGCCACCUUCGCCUGCCCCUUCUAGCCCUCACCCCGGUCGCCGGUAUAACAUUGCCACUGAGCUGGUAUUCACCGAGGGCAAUGACCAAUACAAUGCCAGCAGUGUCCCUAUCUACCAGAGUGCUACCUUCAAGCAAUCAUCUGGUAGCGGCGGUGGUGAAUAUGACUACACACGGUCCGGCAACCCCACCCGCACACACCUCGAGCGGCAUCUGGCCAAGAUCAUGUCCGCGCAGCGCACCCUCGUGGUGUCCUCUGGCAUGGCAGCGCUGGAUGUGAUCACUCGACUCCUUCGCCCCGGUAACGAGGUUGUUACCGGAGACGAUCUCUACGGCGGCACCAACCGUCUGCUCAAGUACCUCUCCACCACCCUCGAUAUCAUUGUCCACCACGUCGACACCACAGACAACAAGAAGGUGCAAGAAGUCCUGAGCCCUAAGACCGCCAUGGUCCUCCUCGAGACCCCCACCAACCCUCUGAUGAAGAUUGUCGACAUCGGCACCAUCGCCGCGGCCGCCCACGAAGCCAACCCUUCGUGCAUCGUCUCCGUCGAUAACACUAUGAUGUCUCCUCUCCUCCUCAACCCCCUCGACUUCGGUGCCGACGUCGUCUACGAGUCCGGCACCAAGUAUCUGUCCGGUCACCACGACCUGAUGGCCGGUGUCAUUGCCGUGAAUGACCUGACUCUCGGUGACCGAUUGUACCAACCCAUCAACACAUCUGGAUGCGGUCUUUCGCCAUUCGACUCGUGGCUGCUGCUGCGCGGUGUGAAGACCCUCAAGGUCCGCAUGGACCAGCAGCAGAGCAAUGCCCAGCGCAUUGCCGAGUUCCUCGAGUCGAGUGGCUUCAAGGUGCGCUACCCCGGUCUGCGCUCGCACAAGCAGUACGAUUUGCAUCACUCCAUGGCGCGGGGCGCCGGUGCGGUGCUUUCGUUCGAGACCGGUAACACCGAGUGCAGUGAGCGUAUUGUGGAAAGCGCGAAGAUCUGGGCCAUUAGUGUCAGCUUCGGUUGCGUGAACAGUCUCAUUAGUAUGCCCUGCCGCAUGAGCCAUGCCAGUAUCGACGCCAAGACGCGUGAGGAACGCGACAUGCCCGAGGAUCUUAUUCGACUGUGUGUCGGUAUUGAAGACGUGGAUGAUUUGAUUGACGAUCUGCGCCGUGCUUUGGUGGAAGCCGGAGCCGUGAAUGUGAAUAUGGAAGGCAUUGCCGCUCGCGAGAGCAAAUGA
Molecule: messenger RNA, 1311 nt
Organism: Penicillium olsonii
Lineage: Eukaryota; Fungi; Ascomycota; Eurotiomycetes; Eurotiales; Aspergillaceae
Source: the annotation of a GenBank genome assembly